Molecule: messenger RNA, 2445 nt
Organism: Taeniopygia guttata (zebra finch)
Lineage: Eukaryota; Metazoa; Chordata; Aves; Passeriformes; Estrildidae
Source: RefSeq, a predicted model, not a curated record
UGGAGAGUCCAUUCAUUGGAAAAUCCAUGGAAAGUGCAAUUUGGCAGUGGCUGUGGUAUUUCUUUGCUGUGCUGAGACUGCACAGGGAGUUCCUUGGCUUGGCUGGGCUGAGCAGCUCUGUGACUGCCCCUGCUCUGUGCUGCCAGCAGCAUUGGUGUGGGUUUCUCAGCACUGUGCUGCUGGGAAACUGUUCUGUCCCACUGCUCCUUCAGUUACCCUAUUCCUUAUUUUUAGAACCCCUUAUUGAGAUCCCCUGCGCUUGGGAGCUUUCCUUGGAGCCAGAUUCUUUCCCCUGUGCCCUGAGAGGGAGACAAGAGGAGGACUGACGAUCUGCAGAAUUGCAGCUGAUGUUCUGCCUCAAAAUUACCUCAUUUGAUGUCUCCUGACCUGCCUGGGAAGCUUGGGACUGGGCAGCAGGAUGUUCUCUGGCCCCUCUGACUGGUUUGGGUGAUGGAAAGGGGUUUUUAUGUCCCACAGGGCCACUGUGUAUCUGGCUGGGGCUUCUUGCUGUAGGAGGGCCCAGUCUCCUGGCUCCCUGCUGAAAAUAGCUGGGGACCCCCAUGCCCUCGGGCCACAGUGCCAGAAAUCUGUUGGCUGAUGAGAGAGGGCCAUAAAACCGCGGGGAGCCAGGAGCGGCUGCGGGCAGCAGGAAUGCUGUCAGGGAGGAGAGCUGCUUUCCCAGCCCGCUGCCUUCCCUGCUCGCUGCUGCAGCUGCUGGGGUGGGUUUUUCUAUUUCUGUUUGUGAAAAGGCUUCCCCUGUAAUUAGGAGGUGAUUUAACGCCUUGUCUGACACAGCUGCAGGACACAGCACUCAGCGGGCUCUCGGCAGGGACUCCUCAGCCCAGCAAAGUCGCUCCUUGAGCCAGUCACACCUCAGGCAGCCUUCAUCAGUGUCUCUUCCUCACUUCAAAAUGUCCCUCUCGCACACGGCUGCUGAGUACAUGCUCUCUGAUGCUCUGCUCCCGGAUCCCAGCAGCUCCCGAGCCAAGGGCUUGCGGCUGGAGCUGCCCAGCGAUCGCCUGCUGAAGUUUGUCACCGUGGGGCUGCCCCUCUUCCUCGUCUCACUGGCUUUCGCCCGGGAGUUCUCUGCUGGCUCCCAGAUCAGCUGCUUCUCUCCCACCAACUUCACCGGGAAGCAGUCCGCCUACACCGACACGGCUUGCUGGGACUCCCUCAUCCACCAUGGCUUUGACGCCGAGGGACGUGCCAUCACCAAGUCCCUCUGGGCUCUGAAGGUAGUGUCAAAGUCACUCUGGGCACCCCUGCAUCCCAUCUGGGCGUCCACAGCAAGAGCAACUCGACAUCCUCAACAACUGUUGGUGUUCUUUGCCCAGGUCUUCCCCUACUCGCUGCUGGUGGUGGCGGUGCUGAUGUACCUGCCGUACCUGCUGUGGCGUUACGCUGCCGCCCCCGCCCUGCACUGCGACCUCCUCUUCAUCAUCGACGAGCUGGAUAAAUCCUACAACCGCUCCGUGCGCCUGGUGCAGCACAUGAAGAAGGUCCAGCAGGCCAGUGCCGAGCCGGAGCAGUUCUGGGAGGAGUAUGAGAGGGCCCGCGAGGAGAGGUAUUUCGAGUUCCCAUUGCUGGAGCGGUACCUGACCUGCAAGCAGCACGCCCACGCCCUGGUGUUCAUCUACAUCCUGAGGAACCUGCUGCUGCUCCUGUUCUUGGCUGCCACCUGUCUCUACCUGGUCUUUCUCCACCUUAACAUCUUCUUCCAGGACGAGUUCAGCUGCUCCAUCAAAACGGGGUUGCUCCAGGCGGAGCCGCACAUCCCGUCGCUCAUCCCUUGCAAGCUGGUCUUCUUCUCCGUGUUCCAGCUCAUCAGCCUCUCAGUCGGCAGUGUCUAUGUCCUCCUCAUCCCCGUUGUCAUCUACAACGCCCUGCAGCUCUGCCAGUGGGACAAGGGGCUGCUCUCUGUCUAUGAGAUGCUGCCUGCCUUCGACCUGCUCAGUCGCAGGAUGCUCACCUGCCCCCUCAACGACCUCAACGUCAUCCUGCUCUUCCUCCGUGCCAACAUCUCCGAGCUGACCUCCUUCAGCCGCCUCAACGCCGUCAGCGCCCUGAGGGAAGCCACUGCCAACAAGGAGGACAUCGACACCGUCAUCGAUUUCAUGACGCUGCUGGCUGGGCUGGACACCACCAAGCCCAAACACCAAGCUUGCACCCCCGAGGCCGAAGGCAGCCCAGCCCUCUCCAAUGGUGCAGCCCUAGAACCAAAGCCUGGAGCGGAAACGAUGGGAAAAGCCUCACGGGACUCACUUGGCUCUGCCUGAUCCCGAAGAAGGCAGCAGGCAGAGAUCCUGUGAUCCCUGGAUCCACUUCUCUGACACAGCUGUACUGCAGCAGCCGGGCUGAACCCACCUGUGCUUCCUGCACCUGGCCUUUCCCUUCUUGUGUACAUUUGUCCAGCAAAAAAGGGUUAAAUAAUCCGUGUUUUGUGCA